AGCAUCGAAUCAAAUCUACUUGCAAACAGCUCGGCGCGCCGUCUGUGUCUACACCGCAUAAUGGGGUGCAUUUGCCGACUCCAUGCCAUGAUAGUGUCCUCCGAUUCCUCUCCCGAUCACAAGUGCGCAAAUGCUGCCUCGGCACGAAAAACCGGCCAGACCAGGUCCGCGCUUGACUGCAUACGUCAACACACUGCGCUAGUGCAGACGCCAGGUGCUCAGAAGUCAAGCACCAUGCAUCCCACAUCCCUCAGUCAGUCAAUCAGCCUGCUUUGGCACUCUUGAGUCGCUCCAGUUCGGCGGCCACUGGAUCCGGUUGAGGUGCCACUGCUCUUUCCCACGACUUGGAGGGAUCAAGGAGGUCAGUGAGGACACGCCAGAUGACAGGCGAGGCUCGACCUGAGCGUUGUGUGGGGGCAGGGCAGCCAAAGAGAAGAUUGUCCGCACCCGCGGUCGACUCAGCUGUGAUGGUCACUCACCCCACAGUAUGGCUGCGCUAAGAUAAGAAGCCCAGCCGACAAACUGCACGCAGAAGAAGCUCGGCGGGAAAAUGACUGUGGUGGACCACUUGGCCAUGUUGGUCCCGAACACCCAGCACAGAUGUAUCAUCGCUGAUGGAGCCCGACAGACAGACAGACAGACACACAUCCAUAGGAUCAUAGCGCGGGGACGGCGAGGGGCGGCUGAGACGAGCGCUUACAAACGGCAAUCCCAAAGAGCAGCGUUGCGCCUGCCUGGUCGCCUCGCAUGAUCCACCAGUGGUCCCGCUCAGCUGCACCCGUCCCCAUCGCCAUACCAAGGAGGGCACAGAGGACUGCAUGAUUCACGAUGGCCGACGACAUCUGAAAGCAAUUACUGAUCAAUGAACGGUUGCAACAGCCAUCUCUGCACCCGCCUUGUGAGUACUGUACCGCAGCGGCCUUGGCAGCGUCGAGAAGGUGGCCAGUGAGCGGCUGCAGGCAAGGCGGCAGCUGCCAGGCGUUGAGAGCAGUGCCCUUGCGGCUGCUCAGCGGGACCAGGGGCUGCUGCUGAACAGCCGGGAACAAAACGCCCUGUGGUCGUGGCGUCCCUCCUCCAGCGAGAGAGGGUAGAUGGACGAAGGAAGGCACAACGAGACGAUGCUGUCGAUGUGAUUUGGUGACUGCGACACCCCAGAGAACGGCGGAAAGGAACAGGGCGCUCAUAGAUCUCAUGAUGACGACUGCUCCGCCGCAAGAUGGAAAAUAG
Molecule: messenger RNA, 1227 nt
Organism: Vitrella brassicaformis
Lineage: Eukaryota; Vitrellaceae
Source: the annotation of a GenBank genome assembly